GAGACACGUCAGAUUUUUCUCUAGUUUCUUUCCAAUCAGGGCAAGUGCUAAGGUUCUCUUUGAAAAUUAAAUUUAAAGGAAAAACAAUCGAGCAUUCAUUCGCAUCAAUCAAUCUUGAAUAUCAAAUCCGUGAUUUCAACUAUUUAUGAAAAUAGUUUAUCGAAAUACUGAACAUUAUGAAAGCGUUAUUGGGAUACGGCGUAGUUAUGGCAGCUAUGCUUGUCGUGUGGGCAAUUUCAAUUCACGCCUUACCUGUAACUAAAACGAAAAAAGGCGAAUACGAAGCAACGAGUGCUCCGGAGACUCCUGAUGUUGAAACAGCUUUGGAAUAUGAGCGUUACUUAAAAGAGGUGGUAGAGGCUUUGGAAAGUGAUCCGGACUUUCGUAAAAAAUUAGAUAAAGCUCCUGAAGCAGAUAUUAGAAGCGGAAAGAUUGCUCAAGAGUUGGAUUAUGUAAAUCAUCAUGUACGCACAAAAUUGGACGAAAUUAAACGACGUGAACUGGAACGUUUACGUACUCUGGCCAAUAAACAGUACGAGCUGAGUAAUGAUAUCGAUCGGGAUCAUCUUAAGGUUCCGCAGCAUUUAAAUCAUGCCAAUGAGCAUUCUUUUGAAAUUGAGGAUUUACUGAAACUGAUUAAGAAAACGUCGGAAGACUUGGCCGAAGCUGAUCGUAAAAGACGAGCCGAUUUUAAAGAAUAUGAAAUGCAAAAAGAAUUCGAACGUGAAAUGGCUUUACAGGAAAUGAACGAAGAACAGCGUAAAGAAUUCCAGCGUAAGCAAGAUGAAUUAAAACAAAAGCAUAAAACACAUGAGAAAAUUCAUCAGCCAGGAAACAAAGCACAAUUAGAGGAAGUAUGGGAAAAGCAAGAUCAUAUGGACCGACAAGAUUUCGAUCCUCAUUCUUUCUUUAUGAUUCAUGAUGUGGAUGGAAAUGGUUUUUGGGACGAGAAUGAGGUGAAGGCGCUAUUUAUUAAAGAAUUAGAUAAAGUGUAUCAAUCUAAUAUGCCCGAGGAUGAUAUGCGUGAACGAGCUGAAGAAAUGGAACGCAUGCGAGAACAUGUUUUCCAAGAAAGUGAUACUAACCGUGACGGGUUGAUUAGCUUCCAAGAAUUUUUGGAUCAAACUAAGCGCGAAGAGUUCAACCGAGAUUCUGAAUGGCAAACUGUUGAUCAGCAGCCACAAUAUACCCACGAAGAGUAUUUAGAAUUUGAGCGUCGUCGCAAAGAGGAAAUCGAUCGGAUGAUUGCUCAAGGAAUGCUCCCGGCCCAUCCUAAUAUGCCUCAAGGUUAUUAUCCAAAUAACGCACCAGGAGGAUAUCAACAGAAUCCAUCAGGCCAUCCUCAGCAGCGGCAAAUGCAUUACCAGCAAGCUCAACAGCAAAUACCAAACCAGCAACAAUAUCAACAUCAUCAAAAUCAACCGCAACAUUAUCAGCAUCAACAACGUGAACCGCAACAAUAUCAACCGAUUCAACUUAAUCCUAACCAAGUUUACCAACAUGUGCCCGCUCAACAAGAACCAGAAAAUAUCCCUAAUACAUCUGCACAUCAGCAACAAAUGUCAAACAAAAUACCAUCACAGAAUAAACAGCAGCCAGCUGCGUAUAAUCCGUUACCGCAGCAACAACAACCAGUUGGUCAUAACAUUUCACCACAAGAACAAAACAACGUCCGAGCAGCCCAGCAAUCCCAGAUCGCACCAAACCAGCCACAACCAUUGCUAAAUAAUAACAUUCCACAGCAACAACCCUUGAAUGCCGACGCCAUGUUACAGUCACAACAAAACAUUCCAAAUAAACAAUAAAUAUAUUGCUGCUUAUCAUCAUUCUUAAUCAAUCGGAACGCAUUUCUAUAGAGCUGCACUUGUUGCAAUAUGAAUUCCGUCAUUUUUAAUAACAAGCUUUCGACUCAUAACACAAUUUUCACAUUUUAGUCCCCCGAGCAUUUCAUUUGUUUUCUGUCUUAUUGAUUUUUCCUAAUUUGUUUUCGGAAAUUUUGCAUUUCUGAUCUGUACAUAAACUAUUGAUUUGCUUCUUUGUGAUACACUUUCAGAAGGCAAUUAGGAUACUUCUUUCCUUUAUGAUUAGCCCUAUUAUGUAUUUAUGAAAUUUUUUUUUUUUU
Molecule: messenger RNA, 2122 nt
Organism: Glossina fuscipes
Lineage: Eukaryota; Metazoa; Arthropoda; Insecta; Diptera; Glossinidae
Gene: NUCB1
Product: nucleobindin-2
Exons: 4
Coding region: 177-1805 (542 amino acids)
Cellular component (GO): endoplasmic reticulum-Golgi intermediate compartment; extracellular exosome
Molecular function (GO): calcium ion binding
Source: RefSeq, a predicted model, not a curated record